AUGGAUUCGGAGGAGCUGAGAGAAGAAAACCCCCAUGCAACAGGCGGCGGACAUGGAAGCAUCCUCGACACCGUUCCUUCCAGGCAGAGCCAACUAGAUGCCGUUGCAGAGGCUUGUCUUGAGGUGUCUACAGCAGUCAAGAGAGAAGGAUACGAGCUGCUCCCAGAGGACAUAAGAAGAAUGAGAGACGGGUCCCUGCUUAACGACAAGAUCAUCAAUGUGUAUUUUGAGCUUCUUGCAAAGCACUCAAAGGCUACGGUGUAUGUCUUCUCCACAUUCUUUUACACCACCCUGAGUAGAAGAGGAGUGGAGUGGGUUCAGAGGUGGACCUCAGGGAUAAACAUAUUUGAGAACAGGCUGAUAUACAUUCCUGUGCAUAUUCCAGGGCACUGGAUGCUAAUGGUCUUUGAUGUCAGGGAGAUGGUGCUCGAGCACUAUGACUCGAUGGGGAAUGUUUACAGGGACGUGGCUCGGAGAGUAUCUGGAUAUCUAAGAGAUGAGUGGAGGAGAAUCCAUGGAAAAGACCCCCUCAUAUCCAUCAGGCUCAAGAGGAAAAUCCCUCUGCAAAGAAACGGAAAAGACUGUGGAGUGUUUGUAUGCAUGUUUGGGAGAUACAGGCUGUGCGGAGACCGGGAGUGGCUUUCGUCUGAUGACAUCCCGAGGUUCAGGAAGAUGAUGCUCCACGAGAUUAUGUCCAGCAGGAUUCUGUACAGAACGUUCCAUUUGUUUGCGUAA
Encephalitozoon cuniculi GB-M1 is the source of this 735-nucleotide messenger RNA. Its product is annotated as SUMO protease ULP1. The coding region runs from base 1 to 735 and encodes 244 amino acids. The record is from RefSeq and is marked provisional. Gene Ontology annotation, cellular component: nucleus. NCBI's taxonomy places the organism in Eukaryota, Fungi, Microsporidia, Unikaryonidae. Gene Ontology annotation, molecular function: deSUMOylase activity. Gene Ontology annotation, biological process: protein desumoylation. The transcript has a single exon.